AUGGCUCAUCAGGUCGAAGCGCAGCUCAAGGAUGUGGCCAUCCUCGGCAACGUGAGCAGUGAGGCCCGCAAGAUCCUCACAAAGGAAGCCUGUGCUUUCCUCGCUGUCUUACAUCGAACCUUCAACCCUACCCGCAAAGCCCUCCUCCAACGCCGCGUUGAUCGUCAGGCCGAGAUUGACAAGGGCCACCUCCUCGACUUCCUCCCAGAGACCAAGCACAUCCGCGAUGACCCCAGCUGGAAGGGCGCUCCCCCAGCGCCUGGUCUCGUUGACCGUCGUGUUGAGAUUACCGGUCCUACCGACCGGAAGAUGGUUGUGAACGCGCUGAACUCGGAUGUCUGGACAUACAUGGCUGAUUUCGAGGACUCCAGCGCCCCCACCUGGGACAAUAUGAUCAACGGUCAGAUCAACUUGUACGAUGCCAUUCGCCGCCAGGUCGACUUCAAGCAAGGCCAGAAGGAGUACAAGCUUCGCACAGACAGAACCCUACCAACCCUGAUUGCUCGCGCUCGUGGCUGGCACCUCGAGGAGAAGCACUUCACUGUCGAUGGCGAGCCCAUCUCUGGCAGCCUGUUCGACUUUGGUCUGUACUUCUUCCACAACGCAAAGGAGUUGGUGUCCCGCGGGUUCGGCCCUUACUUCUACCUGCCCAAGAUGGAGUCCCACCUCGAGGCGCGUCUGUGGAACGAUGUUUUCAACCUCGCCCAGGACUACAUUGGCAUUCCACGCGGCACCAUCCGUGGUACUGUUCUGAUUGAGACCAUCACUGCUGCGUUUGAGAUGGAGGAGAUUAUCUACGAACUCCGUGACCACAGCUCCGGUCUCAACUGCGGCCGCUGGGAUUACAUCUUCUCCUUCAUCAAGAAGUUCCGCCAGCACCCCAACUUUGUCCUUCCCGACCGCUCAGAUGUCACCAUGACCGUGCCCUUCAUGGACGCCUACGUGAAGCUUCUCAUCAAGACCUGCCACAAGCGUGGUGUUCACGCUAUGGGUGGAAUGGCCGCUCAAAUUCCCAUCAAGGACAACGCCGAGGCCAACGAAAAGGCUAUGGAUGGUGUUCGCGCUGAUAAGCUCCGUGAAGUUCGUGCAGGCCACGACGGCACAUGGGUUGCGCACCCGGCUCUCGCCUCCAUCGCUGUCGACAUCUUCAACAAGUACAUGCCCACCCCGAACCAGAUGCACGUCCGUCGCGAGGACGUCCACAUUACCGCCAACGACCUUCUCAACACCAACGUUCCCGGCAAGAUCACCGAGGCCGGUAUCCGCAAGAACCUGAACAUCGGUCUCUCCUACAUGGAGGGUUGGCUCCGUGGUGUCGGAUGUAUCCCUAUCAACUACCUCAUGGAGGACGCCGCCACCGCCGAAGUCUCCCGCAGCCAGCUCUGGCAAUGGUCGCGCCACGGCGUCACCACCUCCGAGGGCAAGAAGGUCGACAAGGCAUAUGCUCUGCGCCUGCUCCAGGAGCAAGCCGACGAGUUGGCUGCCAAGGGCCCCAAGGGCAACAAGUUCCAGCUCGCUGGGCGGUACUUUGCCGGCCAGGUGACGGGUGAAGACUACGCAGACUUCCUGACCAGUUUGCUGUACAACGAGAUUUCCACACCAGGCGCUGCGUCGAAACUCUAA
Aspergillus mulundensis is the source of this 1623-nucleotide messenger RNA. RefSeq names its product malate synthase. The coding region runs from base 1 to 1623 and encodes 540 amino acids. Gene Ontology annotation, molecular function: malate synthase activity. Gene Ontology annotation, biological process: glyoxylate cycle. Gene Ontology annotation, cellular component: cytoplasm; peroxisomal matrix. The record is from RefSeq and is a predicted model, not a curated record. Lineage: Eukaryota; Fungi; Ascomycota; Eurotiomycetes; Eurotiales; Aspergillaceae. The transcript is spliced from 4 exons.